UGUUGAGUGAUGCGUUAAAGUCAUUUCAUGAGUUUUGGUGUACCUGUAUACUGACGCAAAGGUGACAUACAGUCACAAUAGUGAAACGACACCCCUCCUGCACCCUCUGACCCCUCCUUGAACCUCUGCUGUGCUGGCUGAUGUACUGACCGUGGUGCGUGACACCCACAGCUCAGGUUACCCACCUGGUGACUCCCACCGUCUCACGCUCCGGACAGCUCCUGUGGUACUGAAUCUCCAAGUAAAAAAACAAAAAAAAACAAAACUGUAAUCCUCGCCCUCUCAUUGGACGAGCGACGCACGGCGGCCUCCUCAGCCCGCCGCCUAUUGGUCGUCUCGACCUGCCAGUCGAGUCGGAUUUCCCCUCCACAACAGACCGAACCAGGAGGGAGCAGCUGCAGCACAGAACCAGUCCGCUCAAUGUCACCGGGCUACCGGAGGGGACGGCACCGCGGCGGGGCCGGUAAGGAUCGUCGCCACGGCGCCGUGAAGACGCUCUCACAAGUCGUCUCACUAAACACACCCGGGCUGUACCCUGACACUAUCAUCUGUUCAACCUCUCUCCUCCAACCACCCCCCCCUGUUCAGUUCCUCUUCCCCUCCUCCUCAACCUGUGGCCUAUUUAUACCCCGGAGACUCAAAAGAGCCCAUUAAAGCUCCGCAGACCUCUUCGACAAGAGACAGCAGUGAGCAUGAAUCCGAUAACACAUGGUCAAUAUGAUCCUCAGCCUCCUCGCCUUCACUCCAGUGGCUGCAAAUAAGAAAAACUAAGGCCUCAACCGCCGGAAAUUUCUUGAGAUGCGACAAGACUGCGACGGCCCCAAGCUUCAGAUGACAAAUCGUCCCUGAUAUUCCAUCGUGGAGAGGACAGUUCUUGGGGAAAUUUUGGAUGCAGCAUGUGCUUUGGAGGACGGACUUGAGGUUCUGUCCUGUUUCAUUGAAAUACAGGACAAAAAAUUCUUCAUUAGGUUUGUUUCUUGACUAAACUGUCUAAAUAGCUAUGUGAUUUGGGCACGGACACUGAAAGAGUUUUCCCUCUAAAUGGCUCACAUAUCUGAAGUCUUCCCCGACUCCCAGCCAUGAGCUAAGCCCAUGUCGACCUGGGCGUCCCUUGCAGGAUGACUGCUGUCUGCCCCUCUGAGAGCAGCCCAGAAGGGGCUGAAGCUGGGGCCGGGACAGCAGGCUCCAGGGCGUCAGGGGCAGCAGGCACUGCUGGGAGCAUCUCUGUUUCUGGGGCAGAGUCCAGGGACUCUAAUGGGGACUCUGUCGGAGGGUCUAUCGGAGGCACAGCUGUGGUCGCCGGCCAACGGUACAGCCGCUGGAGCCGCCAGGACAGCUCGGACAUCAACACGGACGACGAGGGGGCGACCAUCCGCCGUCUCACUCCGUUGGAAAGGCUGAACCUGGAUAUGUGCCAGGAUGAGAGGGUGGUCCGCGAGCUAACAGUGGGCAGAAGGAUCGGCUUCUACAAGAUUCGAGGAGAGAUCGGGUGUGGGAAUUUUUCACAUGUCAAGCUUGGAAUCCAUGCUCUCACCAAAGACAAAGUGGCCAUAAAGAUCCUGGACAAAACCAAGCUGGAUCAGAAGACCCAGAGGCUGCUGUCCAGAGAGAUCUCCAGCAUGGAGAAACUGCACCACCCCAACAUCAUACGCCUCUAUGAGGUGGUGGAGACGUUGACGCGGCUGCACCUGGUGAUGGAGUACGCGGGGGGAGGGGAGCUCUACACCAAGAUCACUACAGAGGGGAAACUCUCCGACACUGAGAGCAAGAUCGUCUUCGCUCAGAUCCUCUCUGCUGUUAAACACAUGCAUGAAAACAACAUCAUCCACCGCGACCUGAAGGCAGAGAACGUCUUCUACACCAGCAGCUCUUGUGUCAAGGUGGGGGACUUUGGCUUUAGCACGCUGAGCCGCCGCAGCGAGACACUCAACACAUUCUGCGGCUCACCGCCUUACGCCGCACCCGAGCUCUUUCGGGAUGAGCAUUAUGUUGGCGUCUUUGUAGACAUCUGGGCCCUGGGGGUGAUGCUGUUCUUCAUGGUGACGGGCACCAUGCCGUUCAGGGCCGACACUGUGGCCAAACUGAAACGAUGCAUCCUGGACGGGGCCUUCGUCCUGCCCUCCUGGGUGCCAGACGCAUGCCAGAGGCUGAUCAGGGGAAUCCUCCAGCCCAUACCGUCGGACCGCUGCACAGUGGAGCAGAUGAUGGGCUGUGAGUGGCUUCUCCCCGUGGACUUGCCGCACGCCAUGGAGCCCUUUAAACUCGACCCAUCCUACCUAGCAGAGGGUGAACCGCCUGAGCUGGCGGAGGAGGAGAUGGAGGUAAAGGCAGCGCUGGCGACGCUAGGAAUCACCUCAGAGCACAUCCUCAACAACCAGGGGAAAGACUGCAGGAGCUCCAUCACAGGGGUCUACAGGAUCCUGCUGCACCGUGCUCAUAAGAGACGGGCUGUCGAGAACGUCCCUGCAGUCACAAAGGUAGUUGGACCACCUACGAGUAAAAAGGAGCGACUAAAAGUGUACCGCAGUUUGAGGCACACGUCUAAACUCUGCGUGAUUCUGUGACAAAAUGCUUUCCCUUCGCUCUGGAAACAAAUUGACUCGAUAUCCUGGGAUGAGAUUGCAUGGAUUUCAUUACAAAAUGACAAAAAAGUGCUUUUCAAACCAGCAGUUUAAAUUGAAAUCAUGGCAUAUAACCCCACUCAGCUCCUGAAAUCUGGGAUUUCUUACGUUUACUAUCUUUCUUCUAGUCAGUAAAAUUAGUCUCUGUGAGAAUGUUGCUGCCAGUGAAUCAUUACUGUCUCCUCUUUUGACAGGGACCUGUAAUCCUCAUGAGAAAUGGGAAAUGUUAUGAAAUAUAUUUUAUUUAAGUGAAUAUGAUGAUGUAUAGAUGGCAGACAUAACAUUUUAUUUUGGGGUCGUGCAGGCCAGAUAUUUGUAGCCCACAGCCAUCCUAUGCUUAGCUGUGCUGGAACAAUAAUAAACCCUAUGAGAAAUCAAUGUAGCAUAAAUUAAGGAGAAGACUUCACAACCACAACAUUAUGCUGAGAGGAUAACGUGUUGGAACAUGCAGUCAGUACAUAAAAUACAGUGUCUCAAAUGUUUAAUUGCACUUUUCUCGGAUGCCUUAGUUUUCUAUCAUGUUAUGAAAUCAACUGAUUUCAUGAUACUCCUUAAACUUUGUGAUGAUAUCCAACACGAGAUGUUAGACUGAUUGAACUGAAUGACCUCACUCUGUUUUAUUUGUGGCCUGAAGAAAAAAGCCAAUAAAUGUCAUUAAGCUAAGAAUAAAAACAACAACAUACCACCAAAGUUAUAGCUGUUCAUGUGGCAAAAAUCAGUUUUCAGUUUAGACUCGGGCGGUUUCAGUCUGAGUUUCAGUAAUUAGGUUUUUUUUUUUUAAUGAUCGGAUGCCAUGUUAACACUCAUGUGUUAAUUAAAUAAAUUUGAAAUUUGAACCCAGCAGUCUUUUCCAUGA
Molecule: messenger RNA, 3477 nt
Organism: Acanthopagrus latus (yellowfin seabream)
Lineage: Eukaryota; Metazoa; Chordata; Actinopteri; Spariformes; Sparidae
Gene: nim1k
Product: NIM1 serine/threonine protein kinase
Exons: 7
Coding region: 1119-2564 (481 amino acids)
Biological process (GO): protein phosphorylation; microtubule cytoskeleton organization; intracellular signal transduction
Cellular component (GO): cytoplasm
Molecular function (GO): protein serine/threonine kinase activity; ATP binding; tau-protein kinase activity
Source: RefSeq, a predicted model, not a curated record